UAGAGAGUAAGUAAGUAUUUUUUAUUUAUAUAGCACUUUUAAAUCAAAUCACGUUGAAGCCAAAGUGCUUUACAGAGAAGAAAUUAGAUUUCCAUACAUCCAUAUAAAAUAAGGAUAGAUGAACGGAGUCUCUUGCCCAGAGUAGGUGAGUGGAGUGAGGUAGGUGGGGGGUGGGGGUAGAAGGGUGAACUGCAGGAUCUGCAGCUUUGUUCUUCUGCUUGGUUCGCUUCCUAAUGACAAGAUCUUUAGAACGAGUGGAAUGUGAAACAGCUGGCAGAAGAUUAUAACUUCAACGAUAAAAUAAAUCAUAAAACUGCUGAAAUUCUAUGCUUAAAAAAUGUGGUAGGCCGGGCCAAUGAUUUUUAAACCAGCCUUUUUAUAAGGGAACGCGGGCGAUCGUAGCUGUUUGCUGACAGACAUUUCACAGGGGGCGUGAGUUAAUACUUUGCGGUUUUUUUUAAUUAUGUUUGAAGCAAUAAACGUCGGGCGGUGGAAUGAUAAACUCCCUGGAAUAGAAAACUACAUUUGACGUACAUAUUUAAUGCGAGGAUCCUGUUGCCGCGGUCGACACCGUCUGAACUGUUCUCCAGACAGCCCUCCCCGAACUGUUAUACUGUACACUGGGAGCCGUGGAAGUAACGUUUUUUUCAUAAAAGGAGAACAAUUUCCGGCAAAAUACGCAUGCUUCUGUGAACACUGAGGUCAACAACGGGCAUGGGGAUGAGAGGAGGAUCAGGUGAGUGAGGGGAGGAGGGGGUUGUCCGUGCAAACACACAGUACUGGUAUCGGCCUCUCCAGUCUAGACGACCCCUCUUACCCCAGCUCCUGGGGACCCCGGCGGCCCCUCGCCCCAAACUUGCUCCAAGUUUAUCCCGGAGUGAAUAUUGAGAGCAGCCUCGCCGGGACUCCGCGGCGAUGGCCAAGAUCCGCUCUCCAGACACCAAAGCCAGAAUCAGGACCAAGUUCGCCGAGUAUGUUGGUUCCUUUACUGUAGAGGAUCAAGAUCUUGAAGGAAUGACAUGGCGAAUCCAUCAACAGCUUCAUUUUCUGAAGAAGUUUCCUCGGAAAAUGGCAGUAAUACUGAAAUUCUCAUCACAAGGAAUAAAGAUGUUUAAUGAAAAUAAAGAGAUACUGUUGAUGGCUCAUGCCCUGAAAAGAAUCCUGUACACGACGUGUCAACCCUUGGACUGCCAGUUUGCAUUUGUCACACGCAACCCCUGCAGACCACCAACUGAGCUCUUCUGCCACCUGUUCGUCACUGCACAGCCAAACGAGGCAGCAAUUCUGAAUUUGCAGCUAUGCCGGAUGUUCCAAGUUGCUUGCUGCAUGAAAUACAAGAAGGAACAACAAAGUAGUCCUCCUGUAAUUAAUUGUUCUACUCGGGAAACUCCUGUGAAACCAGGCUCCCCAGUACUUUCAACAAAGCUUGUGAAAGAACGGUAUGGAGACCUGGAGGUUUCCCUGAAUGUCAGUGCCUUGGUGACCUUCAGGAGGAUAUCAGAAGAGGAAAUCAGAGCAACAGAAGUAAAAAAGCAAAAUGACCAGGAUACAGAGGAAACCUUUAAAAGUGAAAACUAUGGAUAUUGCACCAGUAGUCCAAAUGUUCCUUCAAGUGGUACAAAGGCUCAAGCAAAAGAAUUGGAUCCACUGGAAGACUGUCCAUUCUCUUCACUAACACUAGUGCGAAAGAAAGCUAUACGAAAUAAAGGGAUCAGGUCAGGAGCUUACAGGAGCUCUACCUUCAAGAGACAAUUUCAAGAAGCACUUUCAGAUGGCUACAGUUGCAGGUGGGGAGAUGACCUCUUGGAAUCCUGGAGAGCACUUGCACCACUACAGCAUGAAGAAGUCCUAAUGGACACUGUCUGGGCCAGUGCUGGGAUACCUAGGGAUUGUGCCUUAGAACUUUUAAAACGUGAUGUUCUGGGAGCUUUCUUACUUUGGGCGAAUUCUGGCCUUCUAAAGUGCUGGACUCUGAUGAUGCGGACCCCAUUUGGUGUGAUAAACUACGUGAUCUGUGCAAAUGAUGAAGGCAAAUGUUAUCUUGAGCAUCUGAACACACAAUUUCCCAGUAUAAAAGCCUUGAUAGAACAUUACACAACAAUGGAAGAUGGUUUGUUUUGUUGCCUAAGUGCUUCAAGGCUAAAUCAUUGUUAUGAAGAACAGGAUUCUGCAGUAUGUGAUGACUUGUAUGCGGCUCCAACAAAACCCGAGGACAGGUUACUUCAAAUUAGAAAGUAAAUCGUCUAUGAUCUGAAAAAGUUGGUUCCUUUUGGACAUAAGAGACUGCCUGCAAAUUAUGAUAUGCAAAAUGGUUUCGGAAAAUCAAAUGCAAAUAAACUUGAAUUUGCCACAUAAAACUGAUUAAACUGUAGCAAUGCUAUUAAUUUUGCAGCUGUGCUAUAAUGACUCCAUAUACAAUAGCAUGACUCGGAGGUUGUAAUCAUAAUACAUUGCUGAUGGCUUUAACUGGAUAUAUGUACCUUCACUUAUGUUUUCACUACUUUUAUAACUCAGAUGGAGCUAACACUUAAUGAGUGUGUAAGAAGGAUCUGCAGAUGUGACACUAUACGAUACGAUGCUGGUUCACACCGAAGAUAGACACAAAAUGCUGGAGUAACUCAGCGGAUCAGGCAGUGUCCCUGCAGAAAAGGAAUAAGUGAUGUUUCGGGUCGAGACCCAAAACGUCACCUAUUCCUUUUCUCCAGAGAUGCUGCCUGACGUGCUGAGUUACUCCGGCAUUUUGUGUCUAACACUUAAUGAGGUUCUGUAUAGAACAUUAUGCUGCUUUAUUUUGCAACAAACAGACAUAGAAAGCUAUGGUUAGAAUCAGAAUAAUAUGGUUCAAUUGACAGAAAUUUUUUCUUUAACAAUCAUACAAAAUGCAGAUUACCCACAUCAGUGAGUAAUUUUUAUGCGGUGAGCAAGAUGUUUUGACGCCAUAUUUUUCAGUGAAAGGAUUCUCAGCUUCAGUUAUAAUAAUAUUAACCGUCUCUCUGUUCAAAAAAUAUAUGAUGUUCUUCUGUGUUCUUGGAUUGUCUUUGUUGGUAAAAAUACAAAUCUGAAUAGAGAUCAAUGGAUUUCCAGCUCAGUUUAUGCCUGUGAUGAGUCUCCAUCUAAUAUAUAACCAAUGUUUCACAUUGUUUUAAGACAGUGCCUUUAAAAUAAGAAAAUACAUAUUUAAAGAACAGAAUUCGUCAUAAUUUCAUUUUCAAAUGUUUUCCAUGGAAACGAUCAGAAAUACCAAGAUGUGUAAGACCACUUUACAUUGUUAAUGAUUAAAUGAAAGUUGUCAAACAAACAUUGAACAGUCUUAUCAAGGGUGCACAUACCUACAAGGGCCAGAGGUAUUCUUUAAUACAGACAGAGAUAAUCUUCAGCAGUUUAAUGCAAAUCUUGGGAACAACCGUGCACUUUUCUACUAGCCAAUGUAAAAAUGUUUCCAUUUAAUUUCUGCAUGAGCAAUGUCCAUGUCAGUUUUUAAAUGGUUAUACUAAAUGUAUUCAAUUAUCCAAUAAAAAAUCAGUUGAGGGUAAAGCUGGUUCUGACCAAAAAGUAAUCUUAUUGUUCAAAUUAUGACAUUAACAUGUUUAGAUAAUUCCUAAUACAAUCAUAAUAUUGAAUAUAUAAGUAUAUUGUCAUCAGUUACUUUGUAAAAUAUGUCAUCUUAGAGAUUCAGGAUUCUGUGGGCUAAUUAUUCCUUGUUACUUUGGGCUGAUGCUGUGAUUUCACAGAAUGUGACUGUAUUUUGCUAUUUGACAAAGUAUGUACACAUGUAUAACUAUAUUUUAUUUUUAAAGUUGUUUUUUUUACUGUAGUCAUUAGAAAUUGUAUAAUAAAGAGCAUUUGAACAGUGA
Molecule: messenger RNA, 3854 nt
Organism: Leucoraja erinaceus (little skate)
Lineage: Eukaryota; Metazoa; Chordata; Chondrichthyes; Rajiformes; Rajidae
Gene: sh2d5
Product: SH2 domain containing 5
Exons: 10
Coding region: 916-2238 (440 amino acids)
Cellular component (GO): postsynaptic density
Source: RefSeq, a predicted model, not a curated record